AUGCUCGAUGACGACAUUAUCGAGGAAUCUUCUAGCGAAUGGUCAAGUCCUAUUCUAUUAGUACCUAAAAAGUCUGAAAGCUCACAGAAAUGGCGUUUAGUAAUCGAUUUCCGUAAAUUAAAUGAAAACAUUGUAGAUGAUAAAUUUCCGUUACCCAACAUAACAAACAUCUUAGACUCACUAUCUGGUUCAAUUUACUUUACUCAUGUAGAUUUACAACAAGGAUACUACCAAGUAAAAUUAGCACCUGAAAGCAGAAAAUACACAGCUUUUUCAACUAGUACAGGACAUUACCAAUUAAAACGUUUACCGAUGGGUCUUAAUACUUCCUGUAGUGCUUUCAGUAGUGUCAUGUCAAUAGCAAUGUCAGGACUAGCGUUUCAGAAGUGUUUCAUUUAUUUAGAUGACCUUAUUACGUUUGGAAGGUCUUUAGCUACUCAUAACCAAAAUUUGAUAGACGUUUUUGAAAGAUUGAGGAAGGUAAAUUUAAAACUAAAUCCCGCUAAGUGUCAAUUUCUAAAAAAGAAAAUUUUAUAUCUUGGUCAUGUAGUAACCGCUGAUGGUAUAGCACCUGACCCAGAAAAAACUAAAGUUCUAGAUUAA
Messenger RNA from Parnassius mnemosyne (clouded apollo), 603 nucleotides. Lineage: Eukaryota; Metazoa; Arthropoda; Insecta; Lepidoptera; Papilionidae. The record is from the annotation of a GenBank genome assembly.